CAUGUGGAGCGGGAGCGGGAUCGGAAUCAGGAGUGGGAUCGGGAGGAGACUGAGGCGCCCGCGCUGAGCACGGCGAGGCCGGAGCCGCACCCGCACUGCCGGGCCCUGCACGCAGCCAACGCGGAGGCCAGGCAGGCCGCGGACGCACCAUGAAGGGUAGCCGGAUCGAGCUGGGAGAUGUGACGCCACACAACAUUAAGCAGCUGAAGAGGCUAAACCAGGUCAUUUUUCCUGUCAGCUACAAUGACAAGUUCUACAAGGAUGUACUGGAGGUUGGCGAACUAGCCAAAUUAGCCUAUUUCAAUGAUAUUGCAGUGGGAGCAGUGUGCUGUAGGGUGGAUCACUCCCAGAACCAGAAGAGGCUCUACAUCAUGACACUUGGAUGCCUGGCACCCUACCGAAGGCUAGGAAUAGGAACUAAAAUGUUGAAUCACGUUUUAAACAUCUGUGAAAAAGACGGCACUUUUGACAACAUCUAUCUGCAUGUCCAGAUCAGCAAUGAGUCCGCAAUUGACUUCUACAGAAAAUUUGGCUUUGAGAUCAUUGAGACGAAGAAAAACUACUACAAGAGGAUAGAGCCCGCAGAUGCCCAUGUGCUGCAGAAAAACCUCAAAGCCCCUUGUCUUGGCCAGAAUGCAGAUGUGCAAAAGACCGACAACUGAACAAAACCCCAGCGGACACUUUCUUGCACUUGCUUGUCGCCAAAUAAGGAAAGAGAGGCCUCUUGAUUUUUUUUUUAGGGUGUUUUUUUUGUUUUGUUUUUUUUUUUGUUUUGUUUUGUUUUUUACUCCACCGCUUCAUCUUAAUUUUUUUUUCUUGACCUCUCUCCAACAAAAUGUAAUGCUUCUUCCAAGGAUUGUCCAAUCAUGUUUUGGGGUUGGGUUUUGGUUGGUUUUGUUUUUGUUUUUUUUUUUUGAGCUCUCCUUUCUGGUAGGGUUCUUUUUGAGGGGGCUUGUUUUUUUGUUUUCUGUUGGGGUGGGAAAAGGUGUGCAGAUAUCUUUUAAGUUUGAGGUGUGGAGGGCUUGAGCAGGUUAUCCUGAUGACAAGUUUCCUUCAGAAUUACUCUUUUAGUAAGCAGAAUGUAAAUCCAAUGGGGGGAAAAAAGGCAAAGCAAUAUCUUGUCCUUUGACUCCUACAUUAUUGUGUUUUUUAUAACCUACAGGGUACUUUACUCUCCCCCAACCUUUGAAUGUUACUUCAGUACUUCCCACUCUUAAUCCCUCGCCGCCUCAAAAAAGUAUAUUUAGUUCUUCCCAGUAUUUUUGAGUAUGGCUUUUUCCUCCAUCUUUUGCUGAGAAGGGUGGGCUACUUUACCAUACCUUUUCGCUCUGCCUGGGCUGAUCUUUUUGAAUGCUUUUUUAAAUACUCCUCACCCAAGCUGGUGCUACACUUCUUAACUGACUGAGAGGAGAGUUUAGAGUGGUCUUUUUUUUUUCUUAUUUUCAUUUACCCAACUCCCAGCAGACUUCUGCCAGAGUAAAAGCUAGAUCUGGUGCUGGCAAGAGUAACCUUGUAAAAAUAUGAAUCCUGAGGCAAGACCCUUGCUUUAAAAAUGGGCAAAAUGCUGUAGGGCUCAUUGAGAGUUAGUUUUACCUGUGGUGUUGGGAUGGUAAAAGUGACUGUGACCACCUUACCAGCUUUGAUCACAUAACCAAGCAUCUGUCUCCAGUUUGUUACAGCUACUAAACCUGUAGUGACACAUCUAGAGAUGAGGUAAGGGUUGAGGAAACCAGGCAGCAAGGCUGAGAAGGCAGACACGAGUCUGACCCUCGUCACAUAGCUUUGCAGGGGUCUCCUGGAUUUGCUUGGGGUUGGCUUGGCUUGCUGUGUUUAUGUGCUCCUUCGGGAAGAGGUGGUGAAGAACUGCACAGUUUGCUCCUUUGAAGAUUAUUUUCCCCUUUCCCUGUUCAGUAGUAAUAAUGCAGUUCUCCUCUUGUGGGAGGGUGUUCAUGGAGCACCGGAGAAAGCAGCAUAUAUUAGAGCAUUUUAUGGGUUUGGAAAAUAGGCUGACUGGCUUCUUCCUAGUACUGUAAACUCGAGGCUACAGUGAACUGUACUAAGCUCUGCUUUGCAUCCUUUCAUGCUCCUUUCCUAUGCACUGUUGCCAGCGAUUUUAUGUAUGCCAAUAUAAAUACCAACUUGAGCUUGGACUCUUCUCCAAGCACCUGGGAAAGUGCACUGAGCUGAGACAACACCAACCUGCCCCAUCCUCCAAGUAGAUGCUGAGCUGCGUUCCUUUCCUGUUUGCUUUUUAAAAUUUAAAUCUGCAUCUUGAAUUCAUCCACUCUGAAAGCCUCCAACCUACAGUGCGCAUCAUUGCAGCACACAUCUGGUUAGUAGGUGCUGUCCAGUCAUUAGAGGUUGACUUGGGAACCAAGGAUUCCAAGAUAAGAGUUGUGGUGAGGCACGGGAUGGCACCCCUCGUUGCACACUAUGUGGUCUUUGAUACCCAGGGGGUGACUACAUGAGCUGCUACGGAAUUACUCCUUCUUUCCCAGAGGUAUGUAGCGUUUGUUGGAGUGCAUCUUGACUGACCUAUGCUGGAAAACAGCUACUUAAUUUGCUGGGUUUGCACUAAUUGAGUCUUGGGGAUGGGCAGAUCAUUAACAACAGCCUGUCUGCGUGGCCUGAGCACCUGUGUUUGCAACACUCAGUGGCAGACUCUGGCUAGAAAGAUGCAAAUGGUUCCCUUGGCCAGAGGCAGCCUAGUUUUUGACAAAAGCUUAUUUUCAGUGGGGCUAGGACCUGCUCACAGUGGUUAUAUUGGCCGUUCCAGCAUCUUUCUAGAAGGGGGUGUAUUGAAGCACAAUUAGCUUGUCAUAUGCCAACAUAGUUUCCCUGGCCAUCUGUAGACCAAACCAAGAGAAGUAUGUGGAGGGAGAGAGAGAUAGUAUUGUAUUUGAGGAUGUUUGUGCAGCACAGCUGUAACUCAGACCAUAGCUGCCUCUGGUGCCAAGCAAAGUGCUCUUCAUUCUUCUAGAACUAAGUGGUAAGUGUUUGGGUUGGGUAGAUGGGUGUGGGGAUAUGAACUCUUAGGAUUUGCUGUUGUCGUAGGCUUCCACAAAUCAGUGUGUUUCACAGACGGUUUUCCUUCAGGUUUAAAAACACAAGUCUGAUGUCUGAACUUACUUGGAUUAACCUUUGUUUCUGUCUCUUUUUGCUUUGGGCUGCCAUCAUUCUAUGAAUGUAUCCAUGAAAACAAUUCUUAAAGCUCCUAUUCCACAGCAGACCUGCCUCACUGUAACUUCUUAUAAAAUGUUUUGUAGGAGGUGGAAGAGAGAGUAAUCACAAAUCUAAGACUCCUUUUCCCAGGCUAUUAAUCCUGGAAAACAGUUGUUGAAUCUUGCAUACAAGGUUUAAUCUGAAUCUCAGAGAAAGUUUUGUUCCCUGUACAUGGAUAAGGGCAAGUGAAGGUCAGUAGUUCUGGAUGACAAACAGUUGUAUUUUAUUAGUAUAUCAACCAUGGUGAGGGAGGGAGGAGAAUGCUGUAUCUUAGUGGUGUUACCCAGAGACACUGAAAUUGUGUGACGUAUGGGCUUACUGCAGAGAACUUCAGCGACUUUGGUUGUUGCUGCAGCAGCACAUCCCUUUAGCUUGAAAAUAGCAGCUUAUGAACAAGUAAAUUUUUCAAAAGUUGGGAGUUUCAGUGGGGAAAAAAAACACCAGCACUUCCUGUUCUGGAUGAAGAUCUAGCAAGAAAAAUGUGGGUGACUAACAGCUUUAGAGUGUAAAUUGUGUAUAUACAAGUUAUUCCUGAAUCUCUGCAACUGGUUUUGUCCUAUGUCGGUUGAAGUAUGAAGAUAUUAUCUACAAAAAGACUCCUACUAGAGGAAACCAUGGUACAGGAGAAAAAGAAUCAUCCAGAAGAGAGAUCCCUCAUUUUUUGGAGGGGGAAGGGAGAGAAUUUAUUUUGUUUAUACAGAAACUGGCUGAGUUUACAUGAUGCAGCUAAUGGUUAAACCUGCCAACUAAAUAUGACAUAUUGUUACGAUUGAAACAAACUUAUGUGAUAUUUCGUUAAAUCUUGAUGGUGCCCUGUGUCUAGUAAAAAUUUGAUUCCCCAAAUUGUUUUAUUCUCCCCCAUGUUGUAAUCCAGGGUCAGCUGCUAUGCACAAAGUCUGUGUUUCGUAAAGUGUUUGCUGACUUGGAUGUUUCUUUUGAGUCUGCAACUGCUUCCUGAUUAAUUUGGCUAAGACCACCCCUGGUCUCUUGAGUUUAAGGUUUAGUCAAAGGUAUGCUGUUAUGCAGUUUACAGAUUAAUUCUUAAUGUUACAAGUUAAGUUGCAGGGGGAGCAAAUUCUUUACAAUAAGAUGGUCCAUUUUUAAUCUAUAUCAUUGCCCUUGUUGUACAUCAGGAGCAUGUUUUUGUUUUUCUCAAACUCUUUAGAAAUACCGUUCAGAAUAAACGUGCACUAUUUGAGUUAUGUCAUUUA
Molecule: messenger RNA, 4433 nt
Organism: Neopelma chrysocephalum (saffron-crested tyrant-manakin)
Lineage: Eukaryota; Metazoa; Chordata; Aves; Passeriformes; Pipridae
Gene: NAA50
Product: N(alpha)-acetyltransferase 50, NatE catalytic subunit
Exons: 5
Coding region: 150-662 (170 amino acids)
Biological process (GO): mitotic sister chromatid cohesion
Cellular component (GO): NatA complex
Molecular function (GO): acyltransferase activity, transferring groups other than amino-acyl groups
Source: RefSeq, a predicted model, not a curated record